Myxocyprinus asiaticus (Chinese sucker) is the source of this 1916-nucleotide messenger RNA. RefSeq names its product forkhead box protein N2-like. Gene Ontology annotation, molecular function: cis-regulatory region sequence-specific DNA binding; DNA-binding transcription factor activity. Bases 162 to 1208 code for a protein of 348 amino acids. Gene Ontology annotation, cellular component: nucleus. The record is from RefSeq and is a predicted model, not a curated record. The transcript has 5 exons. NCBI's taxonomy places the organism in Eukaryota, Metazoa, Chordata, Actinopteri, Cypriniformes, Catostomidae. Gene Ontology annotation, biological process: regulation of DNA-templated transcription.
CAGGGACAGUGCUGUGCAUAGCACUUUCUUUUACAUAGAUUUUAGCAGUGGUCCCAAAUCUUAACAUUUAUAAGAGCAAAGCGUUGGAGUUUGAUUGCUGUAAAUCGAUACCUACCUUUUUAGGUGAAUGUGUGGGUCUCUACCCUGCAGCUGGGAGACAGAUGGAGAAAGACACACAAGCACUGCCUACCCAUUCUCCUCUACAUUCCUCUAGAAAUAAUUCCGAAGCUCUGUCUCUAUCCCCCUCUCUUCCACAGCCCUCUGCUGUUCUGCCUGCAUCCCUCCCUCUCUCCCCAACCACUCACUCUCCUUCCACCCCAGCCUCCUGUCUACACUUCUCAUCUACCCCUCAGGUUUCUGGGGGGUCACACUGCCUUAGUCCCGCCACAGCAUCUGAGCAGGAUGACCUGACUUGCCUCAGCUGGCUGCAUCAAAGAGGGAAUCUUUUGCCCCUGCAGCCCCUGCCCAGAAUCACCACACUGCCCCAGACAUUAGAACUCAUCCCUGCCCAGCCACUGCCUUCCUACCCUGCUAAGCCCCCAUACUCUUUCAGCAGUCUCAUCUUUAUGGCAAUAGAAGACUCCCCAGAAAAGAGACUACCCGUGAAAGGUAUUUAUGAGUGGAUUGUCAACAACUUCCCCUACUACAGAGAGGCUCCGGGUGGCUGGAGGAACUCUGUUCGACACAAUCUGUCCUUGAGCAAGAGCUUCCAACGAAUGCAUCGUGACAGGAGUCAAUCUGUUGGAAAGGGCUCAUUAUGGCGUGUCUGUCCAGAGUGUCGGCCAGCUCUUCUGGAGGUUCUUAGAAAAACACAUUAUUGUCAUCGUACCAACAGCAACUUGUUGAAAAAUCCUGUUUUGUUGGAGGCAGCUGAUAAUGUAGAAAACAUCAUGAAUGAGACUAUGGAAAUAUCAGAUCUCGAUUCUCUGUGUUCAAACCCACCAUGCUUUUUGUCACCUGAUCACGAGGAGCUAGUCACCAUGGAGUCUGUAGAACUUACAGAGAUUGCAGGAGAGGACUCAGAGAAAGAUCCAUUGGCAGACAGUGGUUACAUUGAGUUACACUAUUAUCAAUAUCAGCAGUAUCAGUACCUGGUUCUUCCAGGAGACACUGAAAUAGACCUAGAGACGGUUGAGAUACUGCAGCUUGAUGCAGAGGCUCAGGAGGCUGCAGGAUCACUGCUUGACCUUGCAGGAGGCAACCACUGAUAGAUGGUACCUGUGUGCUAUGUACAAGCAAGGAGGGUUAAAAGGGAGAUGGGACCACUGUUGAAAACUCUUGAAAACCCUUGGCUUUAUGUACUAUUGUCACUUUAUAACUGCCUGAACUAUUACUUACUGUUAUAAAAGGUGCAACAUAAGCAAUUCCAAAUAAUGUAAUGAUUUGAAAAGACAUUUGUAGGGACUGACAGCACUGUGCGUUUAUCCUUGCUAUUAGUGUAUUGUAGCUAACUUUUGUUUAACAGCAUUUGCCAAAUGGCCGUUUUUUUUUUUGUUUUUUUGUCAGAAAGAACAAAAAUGUUGUUUAUUGUCUGAGUUGACAUGUAGUAUUUAAUGCACUUCCAUGCCAUUGUUCAUUGAGUUCCUCUCAUCAAGAAUCUUCAUCUAAAGAUUUGUUGUAUUCUCAAAUUAGAAGAAGAAAGUUAUACUGUUCUUUUGAAAGAAAACGUUUUUUUUUUUUACACCAAAAUAUGGUUCAAAAUUAUGAACAUAUUCAAGUAUUAUUGAGACAAACUGCCAGCUGUUCUUCAGGGUUUACGGAAAUAUUGAUAUCGAACCCUUAUUUCUUCCUGAUUAUUGUCUGAAGUAAUUUGUUUUCUGUGUAAUAUAAUGCAUGCUACCCUUUGCUUUAUUAAUGUGUUGUUGUUUUUUUUUUAGUACCUAUGUUUAACAGGUUGACACUACAUCACACUCUUA